Messenger RNA from Callithrix jacchus (white-tufted-ear marmoset), 3055 nucleotides. RefSeq names its product G protein-coupled receptor 141 (gene GPR141). Gene Ontology annotation, molecular function: G protein-coupled receptor activity; oxysterol binding. Lineage: Eukaryota; Metazoa; Chordata; Mammalia; Primates; Cebidae. The record is from RefSeq and is a predicted model, not a curated record. Gene Ontology annotation, biological process: G protein-coupled receptor signaling pathway. Gene Ontology annotation, cellular component: membrane.
GCCACAGUGUCAGUGCUAUAAAGAAGACAGUUACAGGCUGGGUGCGGUGGUUCACACCUGUAAUCCCAGCACUUUGGGAGGCCGAGGCGGGUGGAUCGCAAGGUCAAGAGAUCGAGACCAUCCUGGUCAACAUGGUGAAACCCUGUCUCUACUUAAAAUACAAAAAAAUAGCUGGGCAUGGUGGCGCGUGCCUGUAAUCCCAGCUACUCAGGAGGCUGAGGCAGGAGAAUUGCCUGAGCCCAGGAGGCGGAGGUUGCGGUGAGCUGAGAUGGCGCCAUUGCAUUCCAGCCUGGGCAACAAGAGUGAAACUCCGUCUCAAAAAAAAAAAAUGUCAGUUACAAAGCUUUGAAAGCUUGUCUGGUGCUUUGUCUCCUCCAGGUGACUUCCCAAGUAUGGCUGGCCACAAUACCUCGAGGAAUUCCUCUUGUGAUCCUAUACUGACACCCCACUUAAUCAGCCUCUACUUCGUAGUGCUCAUUGGAGGGCUGGUGGGUGUCAUCUCCAUUCUGUUCCUGUUGGUGAAAAUGAACACCCGGUCAGUGACCACCAUGGCGGUCAUUAACUUGGUGGUGAUCCAUAGCGUUUUUCUGCUGACAGUGCCAUUUCGCUUGACCUACCUCAUCAAGGAGACUUGGACGUUUGGGCUGCCCUUCUGCAAAUUCGUGAGUGCUAUGCUACACAUCCAUAUGUACCUCACGUUCCUGUUCUAUGUGGUGAUCCUGGUCACCAGGUACCUCAUCUUCUUCAAGCGCAGAGACAAAGUGGAAUUCUACAGAAAACUGCAUGCUGUGGCUGCCAGUGCUGGCAUGUGGACCCUGGUGAUUGUCAUUGUGGUACCCGUGGUCAUCUCCCGGUAUGGAAGUCAUGAGGAAUACAAUGAGAAGCACUGUUUCAAAUUCCACAAAGAGCUUGCUCACGUGCAUGUGAAAGUCAUCAACUAUAUGAUAGUCACUUUUGUCAUAGCCAUUGCUGUGACUCUCUUGGUCUUCCAGAUUGUCAUCAUUAUGUUUAUGGUGCAGAAGCUACGCCACUCCUUACUAUCCCACCAGGAGUUCUGGGCUCAACUGAAAAACCUGUUUUUUAUAGGGAUCAUCCUUGUUUGUUUCCUUCCCUACCAGUUCUUUAGGAUCUAUUACUUGAAUGUGGUGACACACUCCAAUGCCUGUAACAGCAAUGUUGCAUUUUAUAAUGAAAUCUUCUUGAGUGUAACUGCAAUUAGUUGCUAUGAUUUGCUUCUCUUUGUCUUUGGGGGAAGCCAUUGGUUUAAGCAAAAGAUAAUUGACUUAUGGAACUGUGUUUUGUGCCGUUAGCCACAAACUAUGUUAUUCAUAUUUGCUUCCUUUAUAAAAAUGGGUAAAUGGGUAUAGAGACGGUAAGAAUGGUAUUUCAUUACUUGAUAAAAAAACCAGGCCUUGAUCUACCCAAAACAAAAGGACUAUAAAAUGUCAGAGCCCUCAUGUAGUCAUUAUGAGUGAUGCCCAGACAAAGACCAGUGAGGCUGAAUCUACCUGGAGUUGAAUAUUACAUUAUUUUCCAAUACAGAAUGCCUGUGUGGCCCAUCCAUCCAGGCGACAUAGGUCUUAAGAGUUUUAGAGUUUCAUUAGUUCAUUCUAAUUGCCUCUGUUUGAAGCAUGGUUUCUUCUUAGAUUUCAGACUGGACUCAGACCUUUAGUUCUUUUCAUCCCACUUCACCUUAGGUAAGUAAAUCCUGGCCACGACCCAGCUCCAAAGACACAAACUCUCCUUGGCUAUCCAGAUUCUAUAUCCCAUUCAUCUCACAUCCUGAUAAAAACCGAUAAGGGGGGGAAAUGGUAAAAAAAUAUUAGUAGGGUAUCAUAACUCUGGUGGGAAGUCAUCUAUUUAGAAAUGAAGUGAAAAAGAACUCACGGCCUUCUGUUAUAACAAGGUUUUUUAUAUUUGUCCUGUAAAAGAUCAUUUAAGGACAUGCGAUCAACUCCCUCAAUCUCACCAAUUGCAUGUUGCUCCAAAAACCAUUUGAAGGCUUACUGGACGUGUCUACGUAAUGGUGAAACUGUAAUUUAGAGAAUAUUCCUGACCAAUGUGCUGGUAUGCAUUAAAAUGAGUUCCCAAGGGAAGUGAUUAAAGUUUUUUUCUCUUCUGUUUUUUGAGAGGAUUUCUAGAUGUCCUGGGCCACAGUUAAUUAAGACUUUUAGUGGGGCCUGAAAGUUAUACUGAAAUCUUUAGCGUUCCCUUCCACCCUUAAAAUUACAUGUUUUUAAACAAAUGAAAACUGUGUUUUUAAAAGAGGACUUUUGAGAAGUAUACAGAAAGCCAUUACUUUAGACUCUGUGAGAUUAGACUGCAUGAAGAAGGUUUUCUGAAUAUUUAAAGAAUGGAUAAAUAAAAUAUACUUGAAAGUAAUAAAAUAAUAAUCCUUUAAAAUAUAGGGAAAAUAACAAAUGGUUUAAUACUUGGGUACUAGGUUUAAUACUUGGGUACUGGGUUUAAUACUUGGGUACUGGGUUUAAUACUUGGGUACUAAUGAAAUAAUCUGUACAACAAAUCCCCAUGACACAUGUUUACCGAUGUAACAAACCUGCACAGGUACCCCUGAACUUAAAAGUUUAAAAUCAUCAUAAUAAAAUAAUUUGGAUUUUUUCCAAAUUCUGAGUUACUUUCUGUAAAAUCUUAUUAAUAACUUGUGACAUGUGGCAUGUUAAACUGAUUUUAUUUUAAGGACAUCUAUGACUGUUGAUACACAGGCUUGUGGGUUUUUGCUUGUUUUUUUUUCCUCCUGCCCAUCCUUCUAUUGCCCUCAAUGUUUUAUCCUCUAAAAAUUUUCCCAGCAUCUGAUCCAGUUUCGUAUUUAAUGCUUCACAAAGCCUGAAGUAAUUAGUAAUAUGAAUAAAAUAACUGAAUGAAUUAAGGGAACUUUUUUUUAUUAAGGUGUAUCUUUAGAAUUUAAAAGUUUUUCUUAAUUUAUUAUCACUCUGUGGAUUCACAAAUUUCUCAGAUGAAUAAGAAAUAUCCCUGUGAAUUUCUGUGGUCGCUAAAAUUACUGAACCAUAUAAAUUAAUUCUGAGGAAGCAAAAGU